AUGGGACUCUUUGACUGGUUCCCUUUCAUUCGCAGGAAGGGGUACAACCCUGUCUUGCUGUACCACACCAUACUCGCCAGCAUCACAACUACCGGACGACGCCGUUUUGAUGUCCUCGGAACUAGUUUUCGCACCAUCGGUUAUGCCUACUCCAGUCAUCCUCAGGACGUCGCCAACAGAAUGCUUCAAAAGGAAGUGGAACGAUUCGGGAAUCAUCUCAAUAUGACGCUGUACCUCGAUGGUCCACAGCCAGUAGAGAAGGCGAGUACGGCUCAAGUUCGAGAAGCGGCCCGAAUGAAGGCGUUGGACCAUCUUUCGACAGGCGUGGAAACUUUCGAAACCCGAAUGGAGGCGGAUCUCAGGAUCAGAAAACAGCACUUUAUCGCCAUCCGGAAGAGCCUUGUUUCGGCGUUCUAUUGGUCCUUGCCAAGUCGGCAACACUUUGCGGAGUACAUGAGAGGUGUCGGCUGGACUGUUAUACUUUGCAAUACGGAGGCAGAUGUUGCUAUCGCGCGGGAUGCCCAGCCGGAAGACAUUGUAAUCUCCUCGGACAGCGACAUGAUGGCCUAUGCAUCUGUCCAAACACUUUGGCGGCCUGUCUCCCAGGGUCUCAUUCUUGUCUACUCUAUGCCGGACGUCCUCAAGACUAUCGAAUUCAGCAGGAACCAGCUAACUGCACUGGCCAUCGUCUCUAGAAAUGACUACCAAAGGAACAUUUACGCCCUUGGUCCGGCAUCCAACUAUUCCAUCAUCAAGGCCAUUGGACACAGAUCAGUUGUUCGAGACAUCGUGUCGGCGUACCUACGGGAUGGCAAAGUCGUAACAAGGAACACGCAGCAGGAAACCUUUGAGGCCUCCAUGCGAGUGUUUAUCGACCAGCUGCAGACCCGGAUCGAACCUGUGGUUUUUCAGAUGCCCUCUCAGGUUGUCUUUGAUGCGUGCCGGCAGCGUUUCGAGGAUCUCAUGCAGAGAUACAAUCUCAGGAAGCAGACUCGAGGAACUAUAUCUAGGUCCCCCCAGGAGAACAUCGUUCGAGUGCGGAAGCCUCAGUCUUUCAAUCGGUACAGAACUGUGGAGUCACCCAUUCUGGUCUCAGAAUCACCCCCGCCACAAGCAGCCCCUGUCCCACAGGGACACGACACACCCUCCAUUACAGCACAACAAGACGACGGUCAUCCAGCUCUCAACAGGACCAGAAUACCCCGGAACCGAGCCCGAUUCUCGUUCAAAGAAAGAACCAGGAAAACGGUACAUGAUCCUCCGCCGAAAAUGAAGCAGUUUGUUCUAAAACACUACAAGGAACAUCCUACAACAACCACCAAUCAGCCCUCCGACAACAAAUCCAAGGCCAAAGCGGAAAAGGACUCCACUAUCACCAAGAAGCCACGAGGUACAAAGGGCAAGAACGGACUUGUGCGUUCUAUGGCAUGGUACCAUCCAACAGUGACACUCGAGACUGGAACGCUGGCCGCCAACACCAAGAGGGUUUUUACCCCAUCGUCCACGCCUGCCUCCUCCAAGCCAACCACAGCAACGCCCGCACCUUCGACGCCCGUCUUGGACCGCCCUGAUCUACAGCGGCUCGUGGUGGAGUGUCUUCAGGAGGCUCCUCGUCUUUCAGCUGGUGUCAAACGGGAGGCCCAGCGACUCGUAGGUCAGUUUGUCGAGACCAUGAACAAGGAGAUGGAUGCUGCCGAAUUGAGGUUCAUAAACAAGCUUCGGUCCACUACGGAGUCUAUCACCGAGGCAGAUCUGGUCAGGAAGCUGGCCGAGGCUAGGAGAGAUGCCAUAUCGGAUGACGAGCGCAGGAUUCUUGACCACCUCUGCGAACGUAUCAAGCCCGAAGAGGACAAUGGCGAGAAUGAGGGUGAUCGCGAGACGAAGAACGGUGAGGACAACGGCGACAUCGAUGACAAAGACGGAGGAGAACAAGUCCGUUUUCUCCAGUCCUUUCUCGUGUUUCUGUAUUCGGGAAACUAUCCCGAAAUGAAGAACAAAACAGUGGAAUCCCUUACCAAGGACAUUGGAGUCAUCCCCACCGUCAACACCUUCAUCGAUUGGCUUAUGGACCGAAAGUUGUACAACCCACCUCGGUCGCGCGGCGAGAUCAAUGUUCAAAUGCACUUUACUCCCAACAAUUUGGUGCGAUCGGUCUCUGGCCAAUUGGCCUUGGAACUCAAGAAAAUAUACAGGAAUGGGACAUUUGAUCUCUACAAGAAGGCUGAGGUUAUGAAGAAGAAGGGGACUCUGGGAACGACCGUCGACAUUCGGAUUCGAGAGGAAAUUUCAGCGGCUGAGAACUUUCUCCACCUUAACAAGCUCACCAACAAAAGCCGCAAGAUCGCGCCAUUCACCACUUCACAGCAACCCUUUGUAAGCUUCUCUGAACGGGAGCUUGCCUUAUUCUUUUGGAAGCGGAAGCCGUUAAGGGAGAGACUGGAAGAAUUGGGUCGCCAGGACCAUACCCAGAUAACGUCUACGACCGAUCUCGAGACAUGGAUUGGUGGGAAGGAGCCCGGGUACAUCAUAAAGCACUUCAUCUGUGACGUGGCGCCCCAAGGUCUAACGAGUCGCCAGCGGAAAAAGGCCGGUCACCGAGCAGCUGUAAGGCUGUUGUCAUUGAACGAGAUUGGAGCUCACCUGGAUGUUGUCAAGGACAAGCACCUCGACCCGUCGCAAUACAAGGAACGAGGAUACUUGUUGAGGGGUUCCAUUAGGACUGACGGUUUUCGUGUUCAGCUUCUCGCCUUUAAGCUGCGGGAACUGCAGGAUGUCCGUUAUCGACGUUUGCCAGAGAACCGUCUGCCGCCUAGAUUGACAUCCACGGUGGGAGGUACCGACUACUACCUUCAAGAGAUUCGUCACUUGAUCACAAGCAAGGAGGACAUUGAGCGGCUCUGGCCCGGGAUAAAUAUCGAGGAUAUCAGGACCUUGACCUUGGACGCAGGACAGGCUUGCGUCAUUGGAGGAUUCGCGCAUCUGCCCACCGAGUUGUCAACCGAGUCCAAAGACAAGGAGCCUGUCAAGAACGACUUACCGAUGGGAGGAGUCAUGGUCGCCAACCAACAGCCAGCAGUAGGAGCCGUUGCUCAGGAUCCAACUCUCCCUGCCACAGCACAGGAAUCAGCAACAAGCGCGCCCAUGAGAUCGCCAAGGCCGGUGUUCUUCAACCUCGCCGUCAAAAGCAAAGCGGUAUAUCAGCCCAAUUUCCAGUUCCGGAGGUGGUUGGACAACGAAAAGAAGGCGACCCCGGAUGGUGAGGACGAGUCAGUCCAUGACAUUGAGGCUAGAUUGCCUCCUCUCAAAGGACAAAAGGCAAGCGUCGUCGAUUACGUCGAAGAACUGGAGUUGAUUGAGACACGUUUGUUGGACUUUUAUUCUGGAAGCGACAAUCGAUACAACCGUCACGUUUGGGAUAUGAAGCGUGCAAGGCAUAUGGAGUUCCAAUUGAUCGCGGAUCAGCUCCUCAAGAUUGUGGGCGGCGGAAAUGGUCUCCGCUAUGAUCCUUCGAAACCAGCUCUCAUUGGCGUGGGUCUAGGUCAGUUCUCGACAAGUUCCGGGCUCUCUUCCCUCCACUCAUCCUUCCUUACUUACUUUAUCCAGAAGGCCCGGUCGCUUGGCUACGUGGUGGUAGGGCUCAACGAAUAUUAUACAAGCAAAAAGUGCCCUGGAUGCGGACUGUUUGUGGGCCAGGUCGACAUCCGACGUUUCUACUGCUCAAAGUGUCAAGUCUACCACCACCGCGAUGUCAUGGCGGCAGAGAACAUGGCAAAUAUUAUCCAAGAGUACCUUGUGCGGCAGGAGCGUCCGGAUUACCUCCACCCGGUUGCUGAGGACGGCUCCCUCCCUUGGAAGGCGAAGCGCGAUGAUGGGUCAAGCUCGAGCUCGAGCUCGAGCACCGCCACGGCUAGCAACGCCAUCAGCAGUACAAGUGUCCAAGGACGUCGUAAGAGGGCUUCAACUACCUCAACGCCAGAGCAGGAACAAUCCCAAAAGUCCUCCAAGUCGUCCAAGUUGGCCAAGGCGUCCAAGGCGUCCAAAUCAUAG
This is a messenger RNA of Linnemannia hyalina, 4047 nucleotides long. NCBI's taxonomy places the organism in Eukaryota, Fungi, Mortierellomycota, Mortierellomycetes, Mortierellales, Mortierellaceae. The record is from the annotation of a GenBank genome assembly.